AUGAAAAUACCAUCAAUUUUUAAACUUCGCACAACCAGCAGACUAUGUAUGUUAGGUAAAGCAUUGUCGAACACGUCUAGUGGUAAAACUGAAACAAGGCUUUCAUCUGAAUUUGCAUCAUCUCGAUUCUAUUCCACUCGUCAAUUUACAUCACCAACAACAACAAAGAAAACGACUAUACUCGAUUUAAAAAAAAAGUAUAAGGAAAAAAUACCCAUUACAAUGGUUACAGCUUAUGACCACUCGAGUGCUUACAAUGUGGACAUGGCCGGUAUUGAUAUGAUCUUAGUUGGUGACACUUUAGGCAUGGUAAUGUUAGGUAGAAAACAUACAGCAAGUGUUACAAUGGAUGAAAUGAUAUAUCAUUGUAAAGCUGUUACAAGUACGGUGCAACAAUCGUUUGUCGUUGGUGAUAUGCCAUUUGGUAGUUAUGAAACAUCACCAACAGAGGCAGUAAAAAAUGCUAUUCGAUUCAUAAAAGAAGGUGGUGUUGAUGCAGUAAAAAUGGAAGGUGGUGUUCGGAUUAAAGAUGCAAUUAAAGCUAUUGUUGAUGCUGGUAUUCUUGUAGUGGGACAUAUAGGUCUGACACCACAAACAUCUACAACUGUCGGAGGUUUUAAAGUACAAGGCAAGACAGUGGAAGCAGCACAAAAAGUUAUGGAUGAUGCUCUAGAAGUUCAACAAUGUGGAGUAUCGAUGAUAGUUAUUGAAAGUGUGCCAGCAAUAUUAGCCAGACAUAUUACGCAAGAAGUGACCGUUCCAACGAUCGGUAUUGGAGCUGGUGUUGGAUGUAGCGGACAGGUGCUUGUCUAUCAUGAUAUGCUAGGCUUAUUACCGCUACGUAUACCAAAAUUUUGUAAACAGUAUAGUCAACUGGUCGAUACAAUACAGCAGGCAUUGGUUACAUUUAAAAGAGAAGUGGAAAAUCGAGAAUUUCCCACAAUACAACAUAGUUAUACAAUGAAAGACGAGGAUUUUACAAAUGCCUUUCCAUUUACUAAAGUAUUGCGAGAUGAUAAAUGA
Molecule: messenger RNA, 1023 nt
Organism: Rotaria sp. Silwood1
Lineage: Eukaryota; Metazoa; Rotifera; Eurotatoria; Philodinida; Philodinidae
Source: the annotation of a GenBank genome assembly